This is a messenger RNA of Gongylonema pulchrum, 465 nucleotides long. The record is from the annotation of a GenBank genome assembly. NCBI's taxonomy places the organism in Eukaryota, Metazoa, Nematoda, Chromadorea, Rhabditida, Gongylonematidae.
AUGCGACGAGUCAAAAAACAAUAUGUCGAAGAAGGUGCAAAAGGCCGUGACCGCUCGAUUUCCAGUGGCGCUAUUGCUCCAAACAGCUUUUCCACGGACUGCAGUGUUGGCGUUGGUAGCAGUUCAGCAAUACUUCCAUGGGGGCUAGGCCGUGGUCGCGGAAGAGGUUUUAUCAGCAGCGCUGGCAAGGACAAUUCGGCCUUCAACAACGGAGGGCCGUGGUCGAUCAAUCCAGUGGCUCUAUUGCUCCGAACAACUUUUCCACGAACCACAUUGUUGGCGUUGGUAGCAGCUCAGCAAUACUUCCGUGGGGGCGAGGCCGUGGUCGCGGAAGAGGUUUUAUCAGCAAUGCUGGCAAGGACAAUUCGGCCUCCAACAACGGCUAUCUUCCAGGUUUUAAAAGCGACAUUGCCAAACGUUGGGCAGUUCGAACUAUUAAUGCAAAAGAGCUUGGCAUGGAUUUAA